CGUCCCUCUGCUGCUUUCUUUAGGUCUCUUUGCCUCCGCGUCGCCCGCUGCUUCGCAAGAGGAGGAGGAGAGGAGAAAGGUUGGAGCGAUUCCGGUCUUUCCUUCCUCUAUGCUCUUCCUUCUCCCCUUUUUUAGUUUUUUUCCCUACAUUUGAUCAUCGAGAAAGAAUAGUGCCGAGCCGGAUCGGAUCCCUCUCUCUCCUCCAAUAACUAGUUUAGCACCGAAAUUCCAGAUUUUUUUCAGUUGAUAUCGUAGUGAUCACUUAGAAAGAUGGGUGUGAUAUCAAGGAAGGUUCUUCCUGCUUGUGGAAGUCUUUGCUUCUUUUGUCCUGCUUUGCGAGCAAGGUCUCGACAGCCAGUGAAGAGAUACAAGAAGCUACUGGCCGAUAUUUUCCCUCGAUCACAGGAGGAGGAGCCAAAUGAUCGGCAAAUUAGCAAACUUUGUGAAUAUGCAUCUAGGAAUCCAUUGCGAAUUCCAAAGAUAACAACUUACUUGGAGCAGAGAUGUUACAAGGAAUUGAGGCUGGAACACUUUGGCUCAGUUAAAGUUGUCUUGGCCAUUUAUCGAAAAUUAUUACUCUCUUGUAAGGAGCAGAUGCCACUGUUCGCUAGUAGCUUACUUACCAUUAUCUGCACACUUCUUGAACAAAAAAGACAGGAUGAAAUGUGUAUUAUUGGCUGUUAUACCAUUUUUGACUUUGUAAAUAGUCAGACAGAUGGCACUUAUAUGUUCAAUUUGGAAGGCUUAGUUCCAAAGCUUUGCCAGAUUUCUCAGGAAAUCGGGGAGGAUGAGACGAUAAAAACUAUGAAUGCGGCAGGAUUUCAAGCACUUUCUUCAAUGAUUUGGUUUAUGGGUGAAUACUCUCACAUUUCUUCAGAAUUUGAUAAUGUUGUUUCAGUAGUAUUGGAGACUUAUGAGAACUUUAAUAAAAAAUCUGACAAACCCAACAACGACAACCAGGACUCUGAUCAUAGAUGGGUACAGGAAGUUGCUAAUACUGAAGGUCAACCAAAUCCUUCUUCCGCAAUGACUAGGGUUCCUUCUUGGAAAAGCAUUGUUAAUUCGCGGGGUGGACUAAACUUGACCAUGGAAGAGAGCAAGAGCUCCAUCUUCUGGUCUAGGGUGUGUUUGCAUAACAUGGCCAGGUUAGCCAAAGAAGCAACAACAGUCCGACGUGUUCUAGAAUCUUUAUUCCGAUAUUUUGAUGAUAACAACUUGUGGUCCCCUGAUAAGGGGCUUGCUCUCUGUGUGCUGCUGGAAAUGCAAGAAGUAAUGGAAAACUCUGGUCAAAAUGCACACCUUUUGUUAUCAAUAUUAAUUAAGCAUUUGGAGCACAAAACUGUCAUCAAACAACCAGAAAUGCAGCUCAACAUCAUUGAUGUUACUACACGCCUUGCUGAAAAUUCGCAAACAAAGUCUGUAUCUGUAAUAGGUGCAAUAAGUGAUCUUGCUAGACAUUUGCGUAAAAGCAUGCAGAAUACAGUUGGCAUGUCAGAAAAGGGGGAUGCUAUGAUCAAAUUGAAUAUAAGAUUUCAAAGUUCUAUUGAUCAAUGCCUCACUCAGUUGUCCAAAAAGGUUGGCGAUGCAGGUCCUAUUUUUGAUAUAAUGGCCAUGAUGUUGGAGAAUAUCUCAGCAUCUAUAUCAGCAGCAAGAUCCACAAUUUCUUCAGUUUAUCGUAUGGCUCGGAUAAUUGCAUCAAUACCAACCAUGUCUUACCAGAAUAAGAUAUUCCCUGAAACCUUGUUUCAUCAAUUACUCCUGGCAAUGGUUCACCCAGAUCGUCUAACACAUGUUGACGCGCAUCGCAUCUUCUCUGUUGUUCUAGUUCCAUCUUCUGUUCGUCCCCGAUCCUCUGGCACUGAAGCACCAAUGUCAGCUGACCUUCAAAGGUCUCUGUCAAGAACUGUCUCUGUGUUUUCAUCUUCAGCUGCUCUAUUUGGCAAACUCAGAAGAGAGAAGUACUCAUUCAAUCAGACUGGACUUCAAGACAAUGUAAACAGAGUUUCUCUCAAUGGUGAUGGACAAGCAGUUAGCAAUAAUGACUCUCGUAUGCAGAAGCUGCAAUCAACUCUAAGCCGACUACGUAGCACAGUCAAUCCUCCCCCUUCCAACACAGACCCAAAUCUUUCUAAUAAUUCUACUGGAGAAAUGGAACAAACUUCCCUUGAUUUGAGCAGCCAACAGAUUAUGCUUAUGCUUUCAUCCAUCUGGGCUCAAGCAAUGUCACCUGAGAAUACUCCAGAAAACUAUGAAGCUAUUGCUCACACUUACAGUUUGAUACUUCUUUUUUCUCGGGAUAAGAUGCAGACUUCAGUUAAUGAGGUUUUGACUCUUAGCUUUCAGCUUGCCUUUUCAUUGAGAAGCCUUUCGCUUACAAGAGGAGGCCCACUUUCACCAUCACGCUGCCGCUCUCUUUUCACAUUGGCAACAGCGAUGAUUAUCUUUUCCUCAAAAGCUUUCAAUAUUUCGCCUCUCAUUCCAACUGCCAAGUCAUCUCUUACUGAAACAAUGGUUGAUCCAUUCCUCCAAUUGGUCGAGGACAGUAAACUUCAGGUUUCAAAAGAUGUUCCUGAUCACCAAAGAAAGGGUUAUGGAUCACAAGAGCAUGAUAGUGCUUCAUUGGAAUCUCUUUCAUCAAUAUCAGCAGAAGAAAGCCAGACAAUUGAGGCUAUGGUUUCCAUGAUCGUCAACAGUUUGGGAGAUUUACCUGAUUCAGAGAUAUCGACUCUAAGACAGCAGCUACUCAGUGAAUUUUCUCCAGAUGAUAUUUGUCCACUGGAGUCCCAGUUUAUUGACUUUCCUAGUUUUGCUCCAAUGUCAACAAAUAAAGACUCUGAACAGGAGGCCACAAAUGCUGCUUUUACAAUAGAUGAUGACUUAAUCGAAUUAUUCGAUAACCCACCAGAAACUGGAUCACGACAGCUGAUGGAGUCCAAUCUUCUCAGUGUCAAUCAGAUACUUGAAUCAGUUCUUGAGACAGCAUGCCAAGUCGAAAGAUUAUCAGCAUCGAGCAACUCCAAUGUGCCAUUCAAGGAAAUGACUAGCAAUUGUGAGGCUCUUCUGUCAGGAAAGCAGCAAAAGUUGUCUGUCUUCAUGGGUCCCCAACUCAAACAGGACAUCUUGACCGGCAACUCUCUAGACCAGAAUGAUGUGAAAAUACCGUCUGCUCAACCAUCCCAAUGGGUUGGAAAUCCAUUUGUCGAGCAAAACUUCAUUUCAUAUCCCUACCAAGCCCCUACCUCAUACUUUUGCGGCACGGAGCUCCAUUGCCAGCCCCAAAUGUACAGGCUUCCUGCAUCAAGCCCCUACGAUAACUUCCUAAAGGCUGCCGGGUGCUGAAGGAACAAUUCUUACUUGUCGUAAUGAGCAUUAGUCUUUGUAUCUUCUCCUCUACAUUCUUUUGUUGUGUUUUAUUUGGAGAAAGAAAAAAAAAUCCAAGAAACAAAGAGAUGGUUUCAGUGAAGUGAGUUCCUAAAAUUGUUCAUGUCGAGCAUUGUGAUUAUUGUCCUCUAAGUUGUGUAUGCGUAUGAGAAUUGUGUGUUUUGUGA
This is a messenger RNA of Zingiber officinale, 3548 nucleotides long. Its product is annotated as protein SEMI-ROLLED LEAF 2-like. The transcript has 20 exons. The record is from RefSeq and is a predicted model, not a curated record. Lineage: Eukaryota; Viridiplantae; Streptophyta; Magnoliopsida; Zingiberales; Zingiberaceae. The coding region runs from base 271 to 3339 and encodes 1022 amino acids.